Messenger RNA from Musa acuminata AAA Group (dessert banana), 441 nucleotides. RefSeq lists its product as uncharacterized. Lineage: Eukaryota; Viridiplantae; Streptophyta; Magnoliopsida; Zingiberales; Musaceae. The transcript has a single exon. Bases 1 to 441 code for a protein of 146 amino acids. The record is from RefSeq and is a predicted model, not a curated record.
AUGGCGGCCAAGAAGACGACUCCACUUCUGAGCCGCCUCAGAGGGGCGAUUCACAAGGUACGCUUCCUGCUCUCCUUCGACGCAACCAAAUGGAUCGCUAUCUCCUCCUUCAAGAGAUCGUCGCCGGUGCCUCCUCGCCCGCUGACCUUCACCGCCCGGCCCAGCUUGCUCGACUGCACCGACGACUACUACGACGCCCGCUCCUCGUUCGCGCUCUCGAGGACGAUGAGCCCGUGCUCUCCUGCGUUGACGACGCCUAGCCCGGUCCCGGAGAUCUCGAGAUCGACCAGUGAUGCGUCUUCCGGGGAUGACAUCGACCAGAGGGCGGAGCGGUUCAUAGAGAACUUCUACCGCCAGCUGCGCAUGGAGCGGCAGGUCUCUCUUGAGCUGAGCUACCGCAGAGAGAAGAGCUUGGAGAGGUCGCCUGGAACAGUACAGUAA